Molecule: messenger RNA, 2529 nt
Organism: Dendronephthya gigantea
Lineage: Eukaryota; Metazoa; Cnidaria; Anthozoa; Malacalcyonacea; Nephtheidae
Exons: 1
Coding region: 1-2529 (842 amino acids)
Source: RefSeq, a predicted model, not a curated record
AUGGCUGAAACGACCGGGUUUCGAACGCCCGAGAUGAACUGGCAAGCUACAGAUUUGCCUGAUGAAUUUGCAAAGUUUAAACAGUACUGUAGUUUGAUCUUUGCUGGCCCGUUCGCCGAGAAGACCGAGAAAGAACAAGCCUCGUUCAUUCUUCUAUGGAUUGGAAGGCAAGGGAUCGAGACCUACAAUAGUUGGUCGUGGGAAGACGAUUCCGAAUGUAUGAAACCAAGUAAAAUUUGGGAGCGGUUCGAAAGGCAUCUAGCGCCGAAAGUGAACCAUCGUCUAGCAAGGUAUCAAUUACAGCACUUAAAGCAGAUGCAAGAAGAAUCUAUUGAUGAUUUCAUGACUCGUUGUCGAAAUCAGGCUACAAAAUGCAGGUUUAGAGAUGUUACUGAGAUAAGUGAGCGCUUGAUUGAGCAGUUAAUUAUCGGUUCUAAACACAAAAAAGUACAAGAGCGAUUGUUAUCCAAAGGGGAAUCUCCCACGUUAGACGAAGCAAUGGACGUUUGCAGAACUUACGAAGCUACGCUGACACAGAUGGGUCAACUUGACAGUGGCCAAACGAAGGAGAUUCAUGGUAUGCGCAGUGAUAACAAGCCGAAAAAAUGUGGCAAUUGCGGGGGAGGGCAUCUUAGUAAUCCGAAUAUUAAAUGCCCUGCCUACGGAACUGAAUGUAAGAAGUGUGGAAAAGCUAAUCAUUGGGCUAGAGUUUGUCGUUCGAAGCGAGAGCUGCGAAGUCUUUCACGACGACAAAGACCAACUUCGAGAAGUCGUUCAAGUUACAAGAAUAGUGAGCAUGGUGAAAAAUCGAAAACAACUAGGGGUAAAGAUCAACAAUACAAAGAUAUAAACGGCCAGUUCGAAGCAAUAACAUUCGAGUCGAUAUCCGUGAAUACCGUUAAACCCGCUCAGAAUGAAGUCUUCGUUACUGUGAAGGUAGACCUGAAUCGGGGUGUCAGUUGCUCAACAUCACUGAAAGCCAAGCUCGAUACAGGAGCUCAAGGAAACAUUCUACCACUAAGACUGUUUCGACAAAUGUAUCCACGGUAUGUUGCAGCAAGCGGCUUGCCUAAAUCAGGGAGUCUUGAGAGUUCUACAACAGUGUUGACAGCAUAUGGGGGGACAAAGAUAGUACAAUAUGGCAUUUGUAAGAUACCCUGUCAGUUCCAAAAUCGGAGAUCAGAAGCGGCAUUCUAUGUUACCGAGGCAGAUGGCCCAGCAAUUAUUGGUCUUCCAACAUCAUUGGAGCUUGACUUGGUUACAUUGAACUGCUCGGUGCAGAAGAGUCCGGAUGCUCAACCCACCCCCGAAACCCUUCCUGUAAAACCUAUUGGCAACAAGGCUGAUCUGAUGUCACAAUACCCUGGAUGUUUUGAUGGGAUUGGGAAGUUGCAAGGUCAAUAUCACAUCACCUUGGAUCCAUCAAUACCCCCAGUUGUCCACACACAGAGACGCGUGCCAUUGAGUUUGCGUGACGAUAUCAGAAACGAGCUGACGAAGAUGGAGAGCCAAGGUGUGAUUAAUAUUGCUAAAAUUAAAGAGGGGGAACCAACUGCAUGGGUUAAUAGCUUGGUGUAUCGUCGGAAAGCAGAUGGAUCGCUGAGAAUAUGCCUUGAUCCAAAGGAUUUGAAUAAAGCCAUUCUGAGGGAGCAUUAUACAAUACCUACUUUAGAAGAAAUUCUCCCAAAGCUUACUGGAGCUAAGUUGUUCUCGAUAGUAGAUGCUAAGUGUGGGUAUUGGAACGUAGAGUUAGACAAGAAGUCGAGCUACUUAACAACGUUUAACUCACCAUACGGACGUUAUCGGUUUUUACGGAUGCCGUUCGGGUUAAAAAUGUCUCAGGACGUUUUCCAAGCAAAGAUAGACCAGACGUUUGAAGGCUGUGAAGGCGUGGUUGGCAUCGCUGAUGAUAUUGUGGUUUUUGGAAGGACCGACGUCGAGCAUGAUCGGCAUAUGCACGAAAUGAUGACAAAAUGUCAAGAGACGGGGCUGAAGCUGAAUCCUGACAAGUGUAAAAUUAAAGAAACGAAGAUCAAAUUUUAUGGUGUUAUGUGCAGUGAGAACGGAAUUCAACCGCAUCCUGCCAAGGUAUCUGCCUUACAGAAUAUGGCACCUCCAUCCGAUAUCCAAGAGCUUCAAGCUUUUCUCGGGUUAGCAACUUAUAUGAGUCCGUUCAUUCAGAAUCUCAGUGAUUUAACAGCACCGCUACGUGACCUGGCGAAGAAGGGGAACGUUUUUGAAUGGAAUCCAUCCCGUCAGGUGACGUUUGAAGCUAUCAAGCGUCUAAUCAGCGAUGAUUCAACAUUGGCUUAUUACGAUCCUGAGAAAGAAAUUACUCUUCAAGUCGACGCAUCCACAAAAGGCCUGGGAGCUACGUUACUCCAAGAGGGGAAACCGAUCGCUUUCGCUAGUAAAAAGUUGACUGAGACAGAGGCACGUUAUGCAAAUAUCGAACGAGAGCUACUGGCGGUAGUGUAUGGAUGUGAGCGAUUUCACACAUACUUGUUUGGGGCGAAGUUUCGUGGUUGA